AUGUCGAUGAAAAUGGGAUCAACAGGUGGUCACCAGGUUGGAGUCGCGUGGGAUGAUGGAGCCCAUGAAAAUGUUACAAAGAUACAAAUAAGUCACGAUCUCCUUGGUGUCAACUUCAUCAAGUUUGAGUACCUCGACGGUGCGGAGAUUGUAACGGGAGAGCAAUACCUCACAGAAUCGGAUACAUGUUUGACCGGAGACGAAUACGGCCACGGCAAGAUUUCAGACAAAUCACCCAUAACCGAGGAGUUUGAGCUGGAACCAGAUGAAUAUAUCACUGAAGCGGAGACAUAUGUGAAUUUUAUUGGCAAUGCCAUUGGUCACGUGCUGAUGUUUAUAUUCAAGACGAACAAGCGAACAUCUAAGGCUUAUGGACUCGACCAAUUCCCUUAUGGCCGAACAAAGAUGGUGCUUGGUGAGAAGAACAAAAAGAUUGUUGGAUUCCAUGGAAAUUCUGGAGAUCAUAUUCUUCAUGCAAUUGGUGUUUAUGUCUCUCCAAUCAACAAGACAAAAACUUUUAAGCAGGGGGUUUCUAAGGUUCUUCAUAAGAUUAAAAACAAGCUUAUUUAG
Molecule: messenger RNA, 570 nt
Organism: Arabis nemorensis
Lineage: Eukaryota; Viridiplantae; Streptophyta; Magnoliopsida; Brassicales; Brassicaceae
Source: the annotation of a GenBank genome assembly